UUUUUUCCCAGAAGUGCUUUGGGGUGUUGUGUGUUUCCGCUGGUUUUUCCUGCCGGAGAAGGAAAGGGGGAGCUGUUUUCUCUCUGCCCACAAUCUAUUUUGUAUCCCUUUUCUCCUCCUCCCUGGGUUAUCUUUGUCUCACUCCCUCAACUCAGCCCAGCAGCGCUGCAGGUCGGGAGCCCUCCUGCCAGUGCCUUGUGCCGCGGGUGCAGGAACCCAGCAGCCCCCGCAGAGGAAGAGGAGGACAGCAGCAAGCCCGAAGGGACCCGCGGAUCUCUCAUUGUUAGCGCGCUGGGUGGCUGCGAGCCCCCUAUGCCGGAGCUGGGCUGCUGGAGUUUGGCUCGCGCUGGGUGUGUAAUGCCCGUGCCCGGGCGUGCAGGGGAGAGACCGGCUGGGAGCUGCCGCCGCCACCUCAACAUGGUGUAAAUCCGCUUCCGAUACCAACUCGCAGCACCCGCCGAAGAGAGGCUGGGAGAGCGGGGAGGAAAAAGCCACCCAACCCCACUCCUCGCCGGGAAACAAACCAGCGCCCACAGCAGCCUCUCCCCUCCAGGCCAGCCGGCCGCCCCAUGCAGCAGGGGCGCACCCUGGCUGAAGCGGGCAGCAGGAGGUAGAGCAGCUCUUGCAAUCCCUAGGUUUUGAUUAUUAACACCCCCCCACAAAAAAGAAAGAAAGAAAGAAAAGACGGGAAGAUGGCGAACGAUUCUCCUGCAAAAAGUCUGGUGGACAUAGACCUUUCCUCCCUGCGGGACCCAGCUGGGAUUUUUGAGCUGGUGGAAGUAGUUGGUAAUGGCACAUAUGGGCAAGUCUAUAAGGGUCGGCAUGUCAAAACAGGUCAGCUGGCAGCCAUCAAAGUCAUGGACGUUACUGAGGAUGAAGAAGAAGAAAUCAAACUGGAGAUAAAUAUGCUAAAGAAAUAUUCGCAUCAUAGAAACAUUGCAACUUAUUACGGUGCUUUCAUUAAGAAAAGUCCCCCAGGACAUGAUGACCAAUUGUGGCUUUGUUAUGGAAUUUUGUGGUGCAGGCUCUAUCACAGACCUUGUGAAGAACACAAAAGGGAACACUCUAAAAGAGACUGGAUAGCGUAUAUCUCCAGAGAGAUUCUCAGGGGAUUGCACAUCUUCAUGCCCACCAUGUGAUUCACCGGGACAUCAAAGGGCAAGAAUGUAUUGUUAACAGAAAAUGCAGAGGUGAAGCUUGUGGAUUUUGGUGUUAGUGCCCAGCUGGACAGGACGGGUUGGCAGGAGAAACACAUUUAUUGGAACCCCCAUACUGGAUGCGCCAGAAG
Molecule: messenger RNA, 1288 nt
Organism: Gopherus evgoodei (Goodes thornscrub tortoise)
Lineage: Eukaryota; Metazoa; Chordata; Testudines; Testudinidae
Product: mitogen-activated protein kinase kinase kinase kinase 4-like
Exons: 7
Coding region: 693-1139 (148 amino acids)
Biological process (GO): protein phosphorylation
Molecular function (GO): protein kinase activity; ATP binding
Source: RefSeq, a predicted model, not a curated record